Messenger RNA from Saccostrea cuccullata (small rock oyster), 2562 nucleotides. Its product is annotated as protein quiver-like. Lineage: Eukaryota; Metazoa; Mollusca; Bivalvia; Ostreida; Ostreidae. The transcript has 3 exons. The record is from RefSeq and is a predicted model, not a curated record. The coding region runs from base 86 to 469 and encodes 127 amino acids. Gene Ontology annotation, biological process: regulation of synaptic transmission, cholinergic; sleep; positive regulation of voltage-gated potassium channel activity.
UUUUGAAGGUCUGUUGAAAAGGAAAACGCGUGCAAGUCGUGCUAAACUGAGAAGAACUCUUGUGUGUUGGGAGAUAGGAAUAGUCAUGUUAUUAGAAGAAGUAUUGCUUCUGAUUUUCAUACCGUCGUGUGAAGCAUUUGUUCGAUGCUUUAGUUGUUCCACGACUUACGACACACGCUGUGGAGAUGCCUUCGCUUUUACAACAACAGACGCAUCACAGUGCCAGGGCACCUGUGUCAAAAGAAGGGGCACAAGAGACAUUAAUGGAGUGAGGACCGUUGAGAUAACUCGCGGCUGUAUUUCACAGACCACUGAUGACUGCUAUGAUGGGAACUUUAACGGGAUUUCUGUCUACAUCUGUACGUGUAACUCAGACUAUUGUAAUGAUGCUCAGGGAUACAGAUCCUCUACAGGCCUUACUCUGCUGCUCGCAGCGCUUCCUCUGAUCUAUAGGAUAAUGGGGAGAUAGCAGCCUGCCGGGACUGAUGAAGCUCAGUAUUUAUGUUGAACCAGUUGGAUUAAUGCAUAAUGUUUAACGUUUUAUGACAAUGAAAUCACCAGGAAUAGGUAACAUGAUUAUCACUUUAGUGAAUACAUUUUAAUAUAUUUUUAAUGUAUUAAGUCAUUAUGGACAGAUCCAGGAUUUUUUCAGGGUUCACCCCCCCCCCCAAUGCAGAAAGUAUUUUUCCAUCUGUAUACAUAUUAGGCAUGAAUAACUGCUACUAGAGAUUCAUUAAUAUUUGUUUGUAAGUCAAGAUUUAGUUAAGGCCAGAGCCUUAAAAUUUUUACCAUAGUUUAAAUUCCACACUUUAGAAGUUACAAUUCGUAAGUUUUAUUAUCUAUUCUAAACUAUAACCUCAAAAAACUUUUCUUAUCACCUGUUAUAUAUAGUAUCUGUCUGUCUUUCCUUUGCCAUUUGGUAAACUUAUAUUUACAAGGUUGAAAAAAAAAUUUCUUGAAUAGGGAAUAAAAAAUUGUGUUAAAAACAGCAGGGCUACAAAGGUGAGCAUUAUUUGUGACCCAUUUAUAGCCCUUUAUGUGUUUAGUUGUGGUGUCAUGGAUUUUUCUUCAUUGAAUUUUUUCUCUUUUACUAUUGUAAAUUGAUUUUGUCCAUGUUAUUUUCAUUCUGUGAUAAUUAUAUAUGAUACAAAUUGGUUAAUACUGAGAGUAUAAUUUUUUUUGGGGGGGUACAAUUUUACAAUUGGAACAUGUAUAAACAUAUAAACACAUGCAUACAUUUCUUAAUAUGCUAUUUAUAGGCUAUCUCUGACUUCAGUGCAGUAAUUGAUAAUACAGCAAUCAAUAUACCAAAUCUGAUUUUACAGUGAAUGCAGACCUGCCUACUCUACCGGUUUUGGCGUAAUUCUUCUGCGUUAUACCACAAAAUUACACUAUUACGCCACUUAUAUUGAUUUUACACUUUUGAUAUUUUGGUUUAAAAUCCUUCAUGAACGAAUAUAUAUUUAGAGUUAAAAGUACGACCUGCUGAAAUGAAAUGAGAAUUUCUUCUAAUAAAAGUAAUUAUUAGAGGAGAGAUUCAAUAACGUACGUAAUAUACCUAGUGUACAUGUAAACUGGUUACUGAAUAUUCAAAUGAAGAUGAGAAGGCACUCCUUAGGUUAACUAUUAAAUGAUAUUUGCGAUAAAUACAGCUAUUUUUAAGCUCAGUUUAGUUUAUUUUCACAUUCCUUAGGACAAGAUAGAGAAAUGUGAGUGUUACAUAAAUAAAAUACAAUGUUAUCAUGUAAGAUUUGUGUAAACAUGCAAAAGCAAGCCUUCAAUGAAGUGAUAAGAAACAAAGUGACUAAAUGCUUCAAUAAGGGUGUACGGUUGAAUUGAGUUUGAUAUAGGAUACUGAUAUUUUACUGCACUUUUUUGAUAAUAUAUGAUUCGAAAAAGAAAAGUUAAUGCCAGCUUUGUUUAGUAAUAUACAAUUUCGGUUGUUUUGAAAGAAACUAAAGUAUUAUAGUAAAACAACAAAAUAGGAAAACAUGAUUGAUUACGCUUUUACCUCUGAAAUUCCACCAAAUACGGUAUGUACUGAAAUUACACCUUUGCAAUGAAAAGGGUAGGCAGGUCUGUAAUGUUUGCUUUAUUGAAUAUCUAUCUAAGAUGAUCAAGAUUUACACUUCGACUCCUAAUUGAAACCUUUUAUUAAAAAGUGCCUGUAUAUUUUAUAUAUUGUUUUACAUCAUAUAUCUAUUACUUUGUUCAAAAACUAAGAUUAUUCCAUGUCUGUUCAUCUAACAUUCCACCCAUUCUGUUUCAUUGGACUCAUGUAUAUGAAUGUUGUGCUGAUUUUUACAUUGUCAUGUAAGGUUGUGAUUAGAAAUAUUUUUUUACACAAGUUUUUUUUUACAUGAGAAAUCAGUUUUCUGUGUCUUGACUUGGUAGACCAUAUAUUGUUCAAGUCAAGUUUGGUCAUGAUUUACACAUGCAUUGAAGAAAGUAUUUCACAAGUAGUUAUGGUGAGUAUAAUUAUUGGAAUCUACCUGUGUAGUUAGUCAUGGUUUUACUAAUUAUCAGUUGGUAUCUACAUGUAUGUAGUUAGUCAUGUGUUGA